This is a messenger RNA of Saccharomyces kudriavzevii IFO 1802, 498 nucleotides long. RefSeq names its product E2 ubiquitin-protein ligase peroxin 4 (gene PEX4). The transcript has a single exon. NCBI's taxonomy places the organism in Eukaryota, Fungi, Ascomycota, Saccharomycetes, Saccharomycetales, Saccharomycetaceae. The coding region runs from base 1 to 498 and encodes 165 amino acids. The record is from RefSeq and is a predicted model, not a curated record.
AUGUCGAGGAUCGCGAAGGAAUACGGAGAUAUACAGAAGACACUGGCCAGUAAUGACCCCAUUGUCAACCCCUACCAGGGCUUAAUCGAAUCGCUCAACCCGAUUGAUGAAACCGAUUUAAGCAAAUGGGAAGCUAUCAUAAUCGGACCGACACACACACCCUACGAACACUAUCGGUUUCGAAUACUGAUAGACGUACCCAGUUCUUAUCCGAUGGCGCCACCGAAUAUAAGGUUUGAUAGGAAUAAUAUACUGCACUGUAACAUAAAAUCCCCCACAGGAGAAAUAUGUCUUGACAUCCUCAAACCAGAGGACUGGACGCCUGUAUGGGAUUUGUUACACUGCGUUCAUGCCAUUUGGAGGCUUUUGAAGGAACCUGUUUACGAUUCGCCGUUAGACGUGGAUAUGGGCAACAUCAUUCGCUGUGGCGAUACAGGAGCGUAUCAGGGGAUUAUAAGGUAUUUUUUGGCAGAAAGAGACCGGAAUAUUUGUCGUUGA